AUGGCUUCUUCUAAAGCUUAUUACAAAAUCUUCGCCAUUACCGUUCUCCUUCUCUCCUUGACAUUAAUCUCUCUUGCCGGUAAUGCUGAAGACACAGACGUAAAGGAAUGCAAAACUGAAUAUAAUCCAGAGAUUCAUCAUGCCACAACAACAAAGAAACACAAAAGACUUAAACUCAAAGCAAUCAUAUCAAUUUCUCGGCGAGCAUUAGCGGUAGGUUUAGCUUCGGGUGCUAUUUUGGAGACCGGUGUUAUGCUCGUGUUACCGGACUCUUUCGAUUAUUUAACGUCUGAGUUGUUGCCUGAAAAUCCAUGGAAGAAGUUUCCUUUCACCACUUUCAUCGUGAUGGCCUCGGAUCUGUUUCCUUUUAUGUUCAAUUUGUAUGCGAUGAGUUUGUAUAAGAAGAUGACUAGUGAUAUGGAUAAACAAGAUGAGGUCAACGAUGAUAACACAAGUCAACGUCGUAGGAAUAGAUAUAGUCUUAGUAGUAAUCUUUGA
Molecule: messenger RNA, 498 nt
Organism: Arabidopsis lyrata subsp. lyrata
Lineage: Eukaryota; Viridiplantae; Streptophyta; Magnoliopsida; Brassicales; Brassicaceae
Product: zinc transporter 7
Exons: 2
Coding region: 1-498 (165 amino acids)
Source: RefSeq, a predicted model, not a curated record